AUGUGUAAAAUAUUUGUUGGAACAAUUACAUCUAUUCUAACGAUAUUAGGAAUUACACUUAUGCUGUUAGCUAUUAUUACACCUGCUUGGCAGGUUGUUACAUUAACAGAUCUUCAUGUAAUUCAUGAACAUGGCUUAUGGUUAGAUUGUUCUUCAACAAAUCCAACUUUUAGUGAUAUAUUUUCAUCAGAUCAUAAAUGCACAAAUAAAUUUAUAAAUUUUGAAUUUACAAAAAAUGAUAAUAAUGUUAAAUUAGAUAAUGGUGAUGCUAAUUCACAUAAAUUACAUAAAUGGCAUCAAGUAAUGUUAAUUUUGUUUGGUAGCUCAAUAAUUCUUGCCGUUAUUGGUCAAACAUUUUUAUUUUGUGCUUUCUGUUUUCCAAUUUCAGGAGUUGUUGCAAAUUUAUUUUUAUUAUUAUCAUUUUUUACAGCAUCUAUGGCUAUGGUUAUAUUUCAUAUAUAUACAAAUAAAACUGAAUUUAGAUUUAUUUCUGUAAUGUUAAAUGUAUAUGAACAAAAAACUGGAUACUCUAGUAUAAUUGGAUUAUUAUCAGUACUUAUUUUAAUGAUAGCUUUUUUAAUAUCUAUCAUACUAUCAGUCCUUUUAUUCAUUCAAGAUCGCAAUAAACACAAUAUCAGUAAAACAUUUCCAAAUUUUUCUACAUCUGUGUAA
Molecule: messenger RNA, 672 nt
Organism: Strongyloides ratti
Lineage: Eukaryota; Metazoa; Nematoda; Chromadorea; Rhabditida; Strongyloididae
Product: Clc protein-like family-containing protein
Exons: 3
Coding region: 1-672 (223 amino acids)
Cellular component (GO): plasma membrane
Source: RefSeq, a predicted model, not a curated record